Messenger RNA from Drosophila erecta, 3528 nucleotides. Its product is annotated as WD repeat-containing protein 75. The record is from RefSeq and is a predicted model, not a curated record. Gene Ontology annotation, cellular component: nucleolus. Gene Ontology annotation, molecular function: protein binding; RNA binding. NCBI's taxonomy places the organism in Eukaryota, Metazoa, Arthropoda, Insecta, Diptera, Drosophilidae. The coding region runs from base 192 to 3416 and encodes 1074 amino acids. The transcript has 7 exons. Gene Ontology annotation, biological process: positive regulation of rRNA processing; positive regulation of transcription by RNA polymerase I.
CGGUCGGUAUAUUUCUUUGGCGCCCAGUGUGCGGGCACACUGAGCCACACGUGCAUUGAUGUGAUUGAAUUUUGCUGGUGGAAUAACCCACGGAAAGUGGUUAAAACAGCGUUAGUUUAGUCAAACUCCUGCACACAGACAGUGCGAAGCACUGAGGACAACCAGAGCAUAGAGUGCUCGACUGGAAAAUCAUGAAUUUCGACGACGAAGACCGUUUGGAGCUGCAGUUUCUGGCAGGCGGCAACAUUGUGGAACAUGCGCCCGUAUUCUCGCCCGAUGGAAGAUUCAUGUUCGUGCGGUGUCUGACAAAGGUGCAGGUAUAUGCCACCGGUACGGGCGAACUUACUCGGGUCCUGGAUGAAGCCACGGCGCCACUGAUCAGUUUGGAAUUGGAUCUGAAGCAGCCAGAUUUGCUGAUAGGGUGUACGAGUGCCGGAGAGCUGUUCCGUUGGAACUGGCGGGCUGGUGUGCUGAAAAAAACCGUGUCCUUGACGCUUAGUAAUGGAGAAACUAUUUUAACCUGCAACCUUAUGAAUCUGUACAAAAGUGGCGACACAGCCUGCGCCUUUGUUACCGCAAAGGGGAAGGCAGGCGAACAGGUCAACUGGUUUGUGGUUAACACGAGCACGGGCGAAAAGAUCGAUGUCAACUGCGGUUUGAAGCUGAAGCUUCGCGCUCCCCUCGUAGACGUUGGAAAGGGACAGUUCAAGAACAUUAUUCUGGCUCAGGGCUUCUACAUAUAUUUCGUGAACUAUGAAAACUGGACAUUUUGCCGCUACAAGAGCGCCAAGCAACACACUAUUACCUGUGUGAAGAUGAGUCCCUGCGAAAUGGUGGCUGCAACCGCCGAUUCCGAGGGGCAGAUCUUUGUGUGGCGCGAUUUUGAGAAGCAGGAUACGAUGACCAACACACUCUUUCACUGGCAUCACACGGAGGUGACCAGUAUCGCCUUUUCACCAUCAGGCGUGAGCAUCUACAGCGGUGGACAUGAGUGCGUCCUGGUCAAGUGGACUGUGGCUUCGCCCGGCUAUCGCAAGUAUCUGCCCAGAAUGUCCAGUGUGAUCCGACAUAUUGUGGUCAGCGAUGACAACGAGAAUGUACUGGUUUGCACGGACGACAAUGCGAUUCAGCUGAUUAGUGGCAGUGAAUGCAUAAUUAAGUCCACUGUUCAGCAUUUUACAUACGAGACCAAGGAUAAGACGGGACAAAGUAAGUUCCCUUUGGGACUGCGAUUAAAUCCGAGGACCAAUACUCUGGUACUGAAUGGUCGAUCAGGACAUUUACAAUUUUAUUCGGCUUACACCAAGAGCUUGCUGUAUAAUCUUCGCGUGGUGGAUACCAAUGUUCAUAAUGAGGAGGCAAAUCACAUUAUCUACAAAACGCGUAUUACACAAGCAGCUUUUAAUAUCAAUUGGAUGGCCACUGGAGAAGUGUACAAUGAUCUGGUGAACUUUGCCGAAGUGCGCCUGAAAUUCUGGCAUUAUAAUGAAAGGCUACAGAGUUACAUUCUAAACACGGAAAUUGACCUACCUCACGAAAAAGGUUUUAAGGCUAUAAUAUUUUCCAAUCAGUUCCAAGUGGAUAAUUUGCGAUGUGCCACCGCUGGCGAAGACAACGUAAUCAAAGUGUGGGGCCUUACGAAUUCCGAAAACAUUUAUAAGCGCGGAACAAUGUGGAGUUGCCUGGCGCAAACUAAUUAUCGAAACCUUCCGAUUGGUUCCUUGUGCUUUUCCCAGGAUGGGUCUCUGUUGGCCGUUGGUUAUGGCAACACUUUGGCGCUCUAUGAUGCGAGGAACCCACGGCUUCCCCUCCAAACUCUUAGCUGUCCUCCUGGCUUAGAUGGUGUUAUAUCCAAAGCUCAACUGAGAUUGGCCCAAACUCCACUCAAUGGUGCGAGGAAAGAAUUUACCCAGCAACGGCAGCAAUUGUGGGCUCUGCUAAAGGCUCUGCUGAAUAGUAAUGAUGAAAAUUUAAUACAGCAGGCGAAGGAUUUAAUAGUAAGACCUCCUGCCAAAUCCAGACUUGUGAGUCAACCAGAGAAUUCCUGCAAGGAGACGGUAUUUAAGUGCAUAAUGAAAAUGCCGGAACUUGGUUUGCAUCAAAAAUUGCAACUGCUGCGUCGCUUUGGAGUUGAAUGUUCCGUCCCACAUGCCCAUCGGCAUAGGUUGUUGCAGCAUCUCCAGCAAAGAGCUGUGAUUCCACAAGCCACGAAGCUGAGACUUCGCAAAUUGGACUUCCGACUUCAUCGCCUCCACCCUCGACACCGUUACAAAGCUAAGCAGCGACUAAGCCACGUGAACAAUCGGCGGCAGAAAUUCGAGAACCUGGUGCCGCAGGAUGUUAUGAACCUGUUCAGUGUUCUAAAGCUGGAUGAGAGUAGUAAGCCGAAGAAGGAGAAAAAAGUGAAAAAAGUGAAAUCUAACCUGAAUGACAGCAGUAAAGCCAACAUGAAAGCCAAGAAAAUCCCUGUAAACGCGGCUCCCCUGCAAGGACUGGCGCAGAUUUCACAUGUGCAGUUUGGAGCCGGGGAUCAGGCUCAUCUGGUGGCAGUAUGCACUGAAUCUAGGGUUCUCAUAUGGAAUUUGCUGACGCUGCGUUUGCAGGCAGGCCUAAAAUUAUCCGUUCGUCAGCUGGCCUUUGAUCCGCUAACCAACCUAAUGGCUGUAAUUACUAAAAAUGAUGAAUUGCACGUGUUCCAACCAAAUGUUCCGCUGCCCCUCUAUCAGCGCAGUAAUCUACCCAAAACACACGGCCUGGCCUGGUUGCCUCGGAGACAGCCCAGGCAGAGCUCCAUCAAUGUGGACUGGCAGGCGCAGUCAACGCUGCUAAUGCUGACCCACUCGCAGGAGAUUGCGUACCUGGCGCUACCGGGUCAGAGUCCAUCGGAUGAUGCGCCUACACCAAUCAGUUUUUCGCAUCCCGCCGCCACAGAUAUUAUUUUGAAGCACGCGACUUUCGGAAUCCAUGUGAUCAAGCCGCAGCAGGUUUCCGGUGAGUCCCUGGAGAAAAACGGUCCACUGAUCGUGGGACGGGAAGAACACAGUGCCGUCAACGCGUUUGUCAAUCUUUCCGCCCACACAAUGCCCGCCAUGAGCCUGAUCUGUGGCGAAUUCGUGAAAUCGUUGCUGAUUCCGGCGGACUCCACCUCGAGGCACUCAUCAUCAGCCGCGAAAGAUGCCGCCUUGACCAAUGGGGGAACCGUCAACGGCAAUGGAGUAACGCACCGGGACAGUGAUGAAGAGCACGACGACGAGGAGCUGGGUGAGGAGGCAAGGAGCUCGCUGGACACCCGGAAAACGCUGCAGGAGCAAAAUGAAAAGCUGGUGGAUUUGCCGCUGGAGGGAGCGACUGACCUACAGGGUCUGGAUAACCGAUUAAGGACCAUCACGGCGCUGAGGAGCAAACUGAGGAUUUGAACGUAAACAAAUCUAUUAGUUGUUCCUUAUCAAUUAUUAAUUCUUCUAUCUUUGUAUAAGUCAGCGAGAUAAUACAAGUUUUCAUACAAAAAGGUGGUUUUUACUUGGAAAC